AUGGCAUUAAAUCUUUGUUUGACUUUUCGUAUGUCACAGAGUCUGUUCCGAUCUUCACGCGGUGGAUAUGGAAAGAUUUUCUAUUCCAUCUGGGUUAUUUCGGAGCCUGUGGGAACGCGAUGCAGGGACAAGGGCCUUCUCAAGAAAACAAAUUAUAACUUGUCUCCGUUUAUCGAGAGGAGUGUGAAUACAACAAAACGACUGAAUAAGAAAGAGAAGGCUCUCGCCCUUUUCGGUUUCUAUAACCCUGCAGUGGAUAACCUCGAGGUGAUGUUCCGUUACGGUAACAAAAUGCUUCAGAGAAUGCAUAUUGCAACACUAUGUAGAGACAAUGUGGUAGGUCCUGAAGUCAUUAAUGCUUGGGGAAUGUAUUUGAAUAGCAAUGAGGAGUUCAAGGCAGAUACAUUGCCAACAAGAUUCUUUGCUUCAGUCGAAAUUUGCUCGGAAUCGAUUCUGCAGCCGCCAAGUAGUUGGACCUUCAAAAGACGCCGAGAUAUAUUUGUUAGACUUCUAUCAGAUGAACUAACCACGCCGCAGCUGUUAUUUGUAACAACCAUAGAUUUGUUCUUUUUCCCUGUUUUUAGAGUGAUGAAUUUUUUCCUGGUGUGCGUCGACCUAAAAAAAGAGAAGGUGUACGUCUUAGACAGCAGGAAUGAGGCGCAAGUGCAUUGCCGAACUGAAAAAUAUAUGUCUGCAGUUGAUGACGUGAAGCAAAUGCUUGGAGACUACUUUGGCUCUAUGGGUCAUGUGCACAAGAGCACCAUUGUGAAACGCGCAAGGAUAAUGAUACCACCGUUGAAAUGGGGGGACUCAAAUAACAUAAAUGACUCGGGCGUAUAUAUGAUGCGACACAUGGAGACAUUUAUGGGUGAGUCCCCAGCCUUAUGGGGUUGCUCCCUGGCACCGAAACUAAAGAAACAACUUAACCUCUUGCGUGUGAGGUAUUGUGCAGCCCUUCUUGGUUGGGAAAAAAAUAGUGUUAAAGAUGCGAUUGCAGUGGGAGCGAAUGCGUACUAUGACGAGGUCUUUAAAAACCCCGCUAUAAAUAUUGAUGCUACUUUGUUAGGUUGAAGCUUAUUUAAUGGUUUAGGGUUGGUUGAUAUUUUCUGGAACAUUUUCUUUGAUCUAUACGUUAGACAUUAUUUUUGUAGA
Messenger RNA from Salvia miltiorrhiza (redroot sage), 1152 nucleotides. RefSeq lists its product as uncharacterized. The transcript has 6 exons. Bases 1 to 1071 code for a protein of 356 amino acids. NCBI's taxonomy places the organism in Eukaryota, Viridiplantae, Streptophyta, Magnoliopsida, Lamiales, Lamiaceae. The record is from RefSeq and is a predicted model, not a curated record.